AAACACCGCCUUUUAAAUCUAAGUCACUUUUGUUUUCGUUUUUGAACAUUCAUUUGAGUUUUGCAUGGCUUUAUAUAUUCCACCUGACGUGUUGGAAAAGGCACAAGCCAUCUGCAGUAUUCCGCAUUCUGAGGAUAAGGAUGGAAUUACGAACUAUGUUAUUGAAGUACGGGUAUUACCUUUCAAGUGGCAGGUUAUACGGCGAUAUAGGCAGUUUGUGGAACUUCAUGAAAAGAUGACUAAAAAUUUCUGUGUGAACAAAAACUUGCUUCCACCAAAGAAAAUAAUUGGCAAUAGAUCUGAAUCCUUCAUCAUGGAGCGUCAAAAGGGAUUAGAGUUUUAUUUGCAGACUUUAUUGCAUCGUUUCACAUUGUUACCUGAGCCCCUGGCAAUAUUUCUUGAUUUUCAAAAAUAUGAAAUACGAACAAUCACAUCCAUUCUUUCAGAAAUGCUGUUUAAUGAAGGAGAUGAAAUAAUUGCGAAAGAACAACCAUUUGAAUUUAAUCCUCUGCAAUUGCAUGCUAUUACAGAACGUUUGAAACUUGGAGACCCUCCCUUUUAUUCCAACAAUCCCAAGCAAGAUAUUGCCCAUUUAGUGGAGUUUGUUACUCAGUUGAAGCAUUUGAAAAUUGUUGGUAGCUUCAAAUAUUUUGAAUCUAGUAACAUCAUCCCCAAUUAUCUGUCUUAUGAUCUUUCGAUGUUUAAGUUUUUAGAAACAGUCGAGAUUUUAAAUGGCCAGUUGGAAAAGAAUUUGAUUGCUGUCGGUGCUUUAAGAAGAAGACUUAAAACAAUAAAAAUUCGGCAAUCCUUAACGAAUUUGUCUACCUUUUUGCUCUGUGAGAUACUGCAUUGGUGCCCUGUCAUGGAUCCUGUGCAAAAUUGGCCUUUCUGGCAGGCUGUUACUGAUGCAAAUUUUAGUCAUAAUAACUUAACAAAGAUACACCCGUGCAUUAAACUAUUAGCUGCAGUUCAGAAAAUCGACUUAAGUUAUAAUGAGAUAGAAUUAAUUGAAAAUAUGGAGACACUUUCAGAAUUAUCUGUUUUGAUAUUGUCCCAUAACAAAAUUCGAGAUUUGGACCAUUUACAUACUCGCCUUGGGAAUAUACAUUCACUUAAUCUUUCUUCAAAUAGGAUUAAAUGUUUGCACGGCUUAUCGAAAUUAUUUUCUGUAUCAGAGCUCUUUUUAGAAAAUAAUUUGAUCACCUCAAUGGCAGAAAUUUCUAAUCUAAGUAAAUUGCCAUGUCUUGGAAAUCUGAAUCUUCAAAAUAACCCUGUGACAUUUACCGUUGAUUACAGGCCUCAACUAUUGUUAAAGUUGGGAUCUCUUGCUCCAGAAAUCACUAUUGAUGGUGUGAAAACAUCGGAAAAAGAGAUAGACACUGUAUCUAUUUUGCAAGCUUUGAGAGAUGCUCGAAAUGAACCCAUGCCAAAUGUGACACAUAAUGGGCAUCUAAAGGGAACCAAUACUAAAUCUGCUUUAUCAGUCAGCAGCGUUCAAGUGCCCUCAAAGAUGCAGGAACAGAAUAAUACAGAAUGUGCAGUUAAAAAACCGACUAGUAAUUUGCAUGAUGUAUCAAAGUUUCGUCAACAAGUUGAAACUUUAAGGAGAGCUGGUGGGACAGACUGGUUAAGACUGCUGAAUGAAAUGCAGUUCUCUUCUUGUAAGGUUGGUACUCAGUCUACUGUAGUAAGCAAUUCAAAUGAUCCUACUUUUAAUGAUGUGCAGUUACAGACCAUUUACUCUUUGGAUAAAAAUUCAAGUAACUUGACUGCUGAAUCAAUACGAAAGUUCAGCAUUAGUUUUGAAAUGUCAUAUCCUGAGUGCUUAAUGUUCUUUGAUUCAGAUAAUCAAGAUUUCCAGCAGAAGCUUUUUGACACUAUACUUCGUGGCAGUACAUUAAAUGGUAAAAGAAAAAUUUCGAUUAAAAAUAUUAGUGAAGCCAAAGUUUUUUGGGUUAUUGUACUUCAAAAUAACGACAGUUCUUUGUGUGAAAUGCCCAUAUGUUUGCUACUUUUACAGUCUGAGAUAGUAUUUUUGAAGUUGCAUAAACUGGUUCAAGAAAUGCAUGAAGAAUUUUAUUCUCUUUCCAAAGUAAAUCCAGAGCUUGUGUAUGAAAGAUCUAUUAAACCUGAUGAUAUACUAUCUCUUAGCAUUGGAACUUACAAAGCUUAUGUCGAGCUUAAAGUAAAAUUUCAAGGUAGAUCUGAAAAUAUAACUAUUUUAACUCUUAAAAAAAAUACUACAAAUAUGCUUGUCAAAGAAUCUAGUCAUUUGUAUAAGAUUGAAUCUACUUAUAAAUCAAAUCCAUUUGCUAAUAGUAUGCUUGAUAUUGAAAAAGUGGAUUCUAAUUUUCCUGUUAGUAAAAUUUCUGUUGAAAAACAAAUAAUUUUUUGUCAGCGUGUUCGUGUAUCCAAAGCAUUUCAUAAAUCUCAAAGAGGAAUUUUGCAUUAUAUUUUUGUUACCCCAUCGCAUAUUGUUCUAAUGGAAGAAAGAUUACAUUAUCCCCAAGUUGUCGAAUUGGAUAUCACUAUCAAACCUCAAUUCCAGGUCUGUGCUACUGUCAGUGUGCAUACAAAUAUUAAGCAAAUUCAUCUGAAAGAUAUAGAUUUUGAAUCUGAUUGUGAACCACACAAUACUGCAAUUUCUGAACAAGAAAAUGAAAUUGCUAAUUUGCUUCCAGAAAAUGAGGACUUAAGCACCUUAAAUAAGUGUGGUUUCUGGUUGAUUUUAGAAUUUGAAUCCCAUGUUUUGUUGUAUUUAAAUUUUUUUUCUUUAAAAAAAAGAACUGAAUUUUUGGAUGCUUUUCUUGGUGCUCGAAGUCAGAGAUAAGCUAUGUUAAAAGUUAUGUUUUUAUGUACAUAUAUGAUUGUGAAAAAAUGUAAAUAUUUAAAAAAUAAAUUAUUUGUGUGAGUGAUACUAAUUAUAAUUAUCAUUUCAUUUCUUAAGUCUUUUUGUAUUUAUUUCAAUGAGUAAAAAAAUAUACUUUAUUGUUACAUUUAAUUGUAACGCUGAGUUUUUUUAUUGGUUGGCAUAUACAGUACUUGAUAAGCAACCUCAUCUCUUUUGCUCUUGAUUAAUUUUCAUAAAAAACUGUAUUUAGCAUUUUGAAUAAUCUGACUAUAUUUUAUAAACUUGUUAUGUUGUGAUCAAAUAACAAGAAAUUUGAUCUUUGAUCACAGUCUUUUGCAUGUCGUUGUUGUAGGUGGCAGCGAGUUUAGGGGGAGGCGCGAGAGGUCUUUAAAAAAAAAAAAGAACUGAAUUUUUGAAUGUUUUUCUUGUUGCUCGAAGUUAAAGAUAAGCUAUGUUAAAGUUUUGUUUUCAUGUGCAUAUAUGAUUGCGAAAAAAUGUAAAUAAUCUAAAAGAUAAAUUAUUUGUGUGAGUGAUACUGAUUAUAAUUAUCAUAUCCAUUCCUUAAACCUUUUUGUAUUUAUUUGCAAUGAAUAAAAAAUUAUUCUAAACUGUUA
This is a messenger RNA of Argiope bruennichi, 3465 nucleotides long. RefSeq names its product nischarin-like. Gene Ontology annotation, cellular component: cytoplasm. The record is from RefSeq and is a predicted model, not a curated record. The coding region runs from base 65 to 2830 and encodes 921 amino acids. NCBI's taxonomy places the organism in Eukaryota, Metazoa, Arthropoda, Arachnida, Araneae, Araneidae. The transcript is spliced from 13 exons. Gene Ontology annotation, molecular function: phosphatidylinositol binding; protein kinase binding.